GUACAAUGCACCUUGGUGCCUUCCAUUGCUGGGGUCAUGCCUCCCCAGUUCAUCCACACAAUUCAUGCUUUGAUCAACUUCAUUUACAAGGCCCAAAGCCCUGUUUAUACAGAUGCCUCAAUUGACUCCAUGGUUGCAUCUCUGAAAGAGUUUCAUGAUCAUAAACAAGCGAUCCUGGAUGCAGGAGCUAGACAAGGCACCAAAGGAAUGAUCAACAACUUCCUUAUCCCAAAGCUUGAGCUUUUACAGAGUUUUGCUGCAUUCACUAAG
This is a messenger RNA of Suillus subaureus, 270 nucleotides long. RefSeq lists its product as uncharacterized. The record is from RefSeq and is a predicted model, not a curated record. The annotation marks the transcript as partial. NCBI's taxonomy places the organism in Eukaryota, Fungi, Basidiomycota, Agaricomycetes, Boletales, Suillaceae. The transcript has a single exon.